Molecule: messenger RNA, 3530 nt
Organism: Ochlerotatus camptorhynchus
Lineage: Eukaryota; Metazoa; Arthropoda; Insecta; Diptera; Culicidae
Gene: TrissinR
Product: Trissin receptor
Exons: 9
Coding region: 1667-3214 (515 amino acids)
Biological process (GO): G protein-coupled receptor signaling pathway
Cellular component (GO): plasma membrane
Molecular function (GO): neuropeptide Y receptor activity
Source: RefSeq, a predicted model, not a curated record
AGUCGAGUUUUCCACUAGCAGAAACCGCUGUUUCCCGAGUUGCCCCCCAAAGGUGUGAGGAUUUUCUUUUGAUCUGUGCUGUGUUUAUUGGCUCGCUUGAGGCCGGUGGCUCUCGCCGAGGUCAAUGCUGGAGGCGCUACAUGACACUCUUGAUAGGCCUAAGCCUUUCUUUCCCUCCUGUGAUGUUUGUUUGGAUGAUGAAAAAUUGAGGAUUCUUCAAAAGAAGAAGCCGAAUAAAGGAUAACCAGAAGAACCGAAGGUUGUUUGGAGGCUAUUUUGCGAAGAAAGGACUUCAAACCCGCCGUCCGUGUGUUGUGAGUGAUGUAAUGAUCCUCGGUCAGUCGUCCGCUUGUUCCAUGUGUUGUUAACGAAAACCCAUGUAAUCGAAAGUGAAACCUGUCAGGCAAAUUAAAUAACGCCGUUGUGAAGCAAUUUAGGGUAAAUGGCGAUGAAAUCUUUUGAACUGCGAAGUUAGCUCAGCUCCGGAACUGAUGCGGGCCCAAAUCCGACCAAGCCAUCUGUAAAGUGGGAAAAGUUUUCAAAAGAAUCACGUGAGAGUGCUUUUCGUGAACCGAAAUCGGAUUUGCAAAGUGCUGUGCCCCACAAAGAAAAGGAUUUAAUCGGAAGAGUUUGUCUGUUUGAAAACGGGAGGGGAAAAACUUUCCCUAGAAAAAGUGAUUAGUGGAAGAUUAAAUCAAUUCGCCGGAUGGUGACGCAUAAUAGAUGCGAAAUUUAUUACCUCCAUCUAUCACAGAUCGGGAGUGGAAAACGGUUUGAAUAUAUAUAUAUAUUUUCGUCGACGACGGUGGUAGUCAAGGGCAAUCAAUCAUCCCAGAACCCGAGUUGGAGGAACGUGAUUCUUGACAGGUCAGCCAGCCAGCCACCACCGGUUGCCUGGUUGUCAGCUUCAAGUGGAUCUCUGAAUUGAGUGGCUUCUAAUUGAAUUAAGUUCGGGUGCCGUCCCAAGUGCUAGUGAUAGUUGUGAAAUUUCGUAGAGAGGAAGUUUAAAUUCAGCGUGAAAGUGUGAAUCAAUCAACAGCAGCGCUUACAACGUGCAUCUGGGAGAGUGCAUUCUGUAAUUUAAGCAGCGUAGUCUGCGCUCUCUGUGGCAGAUCUUAUCCCAGCUGAAAGUACACCAGAUGGAACCGAUAUAUUUGCCGUCAAGGAGGGACGUUUAGCCAAGAAGAAAACUCGGUUUGUAACCGAUUGAGCAGCGUUGCACACUUGCUGAUCCCGUCGCAAAACGCCGGAUUACAAUGGCGAUACGGUUGGUGAAAAUGGCGGAACCGAAUGUUCUUUUCCCACCCACAACGCCACACAUUCGAUAAGACGAAGAUGGUGACAGGUAUAAUAAAUUUUCCUCGCCGCAUUUUCCAUCUAAGCAUCCUCGGGGUGCGAUAAGUGAAUUCAGGAAAAAUUCAUUUCCCACGCAAAUGGAUCCGUGCUUGCCCAUUCUCAGCGUUGUUGGUGUUGUUGCCGUUCGGAUGGAGGAUGGAAAUGGAAUUUAGGGAUCGUGGGCGAAUGAUUACGCCACAAUUAAUCAUCCUGAGCAACAUGUGUGUCCCGUGGUGAGGCGGUAAACUUGUUGGUUGUGUGAGUGCAGUAAUCGAUUCGAACCGUGCUAGAGUGAUUCUAAUUACGUGAAACGAAGAGAAGAAUACCGAAAAUGUCAUCUUUUAAAUUGAUCGACUAUACGAACAUCAGCUCGUUGAGUAUGACUGGAUUUAUCAACGCAAGCCUGAACUAUCUGAACACCAGCAUCGCCAAUGGGUCCGAACUGCUUCCGGUUCCGGUUGGUCAAGUGGUGGGUGGUGUCGGGAUCUCCUCCAGCUUCGGACUCAACAACAGUAGUGGUAGUGGUUUGGUGAUGAAUUCCUUUCCGACGUCGCUGUUCAACGGAUCGAUGCUGGAAUACGGAGUCCUGGCCAGCGGGGCGGCAGCGUCGGUCACCGUUGGCCAGGAUUUUGCGACGGCCAACUUUAGCUACCCGGGCAAUAACUAUGUGCAGAAAGAGUUUAUAUUCGAUCGGACCGAUGUGAGAGUGAUUUUUAUAACAUUGUACUCGUUGGUGUUCUGCUGCUGUUUCUUCGGCAACCUGCUAGUCAUUCUGGUGGUGACACUCUCGAGGAGGCUCCGUUCGAUCACAAACUUUUUCCUGGCCAACCUGGCCGUGGCGGACCUGUGCGUUGGCGUGUUCUGCGUGAUGCAGAAUUUGACCAUCUACUUGAUCGAAAGUUGGGUGUUCGGCGACUUCCUGUGCAAAAUGUACCAGUUCGUUCACUCGCUGAGCUACACGGCUUCGAUAUUCAUCCUGGUUGUGAUUUGCAUGGAACGGUACUUUGCCAUCAUCCAUCCCAUCACCUGCAAACAGAUAUUGACCUCCAGGAGGUUAAGGCUGGUCAUCGUGGCAGUUUGGAUCACGUCGGCCCUCUACUCGGUGCCAAAGUUCAUCUUCGUCCGAACGAUUACCAACCAUCUCGGCGACGACCAGAUGGAAACCAUCUGUAUCCAGAAUCGGAAGGCAUUCAACUCGGAGCUUUUCGAUAUCAUCAAUUUUGCCUUACUCUACGUGUUGCCGCUGCUGGUCAUGACCAUCCUGUACAGCCGGAUAGCGAUAGCACUGUGGAAAAGCUCCCGGGGGUUGGAGCGACACAUUGCCCUACAGAACACCACCUCGUCCAAUUACUCGAACAAUUUCAACCGAAAGCCGAGCAGCAAGUACGAGAAGCGGGCAGCCGGAGUCACCGAGAGUCAGGUUUCGGUGGAGUCCGACAAGGUGGUGGUUACGACGUGGCGGCAGAAUAGCUUCCACCAACGGCACGGCACCCAACUGACGCAGGUGUCACACUCGUCGAACAACGUCCUGAGGGCGAGGCGGGGCGUCAUCCGAAUGCUGAUGGUUGUGGUUCUGACGUUUGCCCUGUGCAAUUUGCCGUUCCAUGCGCGCAAAAUGUGGCAGUAUUGGUCCACAGACUACAAGGGCGAUUCGAACUUCAAUGCCCUGUUCACACCACUCACCUUCCUGGUGACGUACUUCAACUCGGGCGUCAACCCACUGCUGUACGCCUUCCUCAGCCGGAACUUCCGCAAGGGAAUGCGUGAACUGUUGCUCUGUUCGUUCAAGAAAAACAAGAACAAAUCCCUGAACCAACGCAUCCCGCUCCAUAACCAUUCCUUACCGACCGAUUCAACCCAUGUAGGAUUUCCCCAAUGAUGCUACGACCUGAUCGUGUGCCGCCGGUGCUGCUCCGGCCUUUGGAACCCCUUGGUUUGGUGGAACAACCAAAAGCAGCAGCGGUCCCAACGUCACCGCACCCUCGAUCAUGACCACGACCACCAGCACCAACCCACAAAGCAUCAUCAACAUCAACAACAACAACAGCAACAGCAACAACAACAGCAACACCCAAUCGAACUGUUCGAAUCCAUCAACAACGGCCGGGCCGCCGACGAGCUCAUCCAAGAUGACGAAGAUGAUGAUGAUGGCCGGCAGUCGGUUUCGAGUGCCACGCCGGAACAUCAACACACUG